Molecule: messenger RNA, 3867 nt
Organism: Bemisia tabaci
Lineage: Eukaryota; Metazoa; Arthropoda; Insecta; Hemiptera; Aleyrodidae
Product: protein SHQ1 homolog
Biological process (GO): box H/ACA snoRNP assembly
Cellular component (GO): nucleoplasm; cytoplasm
Source: RefSeq, a predicted model, not a curated record
GUGUGUGUUUUUGUUUUGAUCAGUUACAGUUACAAGUGAAGUAAACUUUGUCACGGUGCUCGCAAUGUCGUAAUUUCGUAAAUGUAACGUUCAAAUCGUCCAAUCCAGUUUCCAUAAAGAAUAAGUAUCAACUACUACCACUCAGUUUGGUACUUUUCCCUAAUUGCGUGCGAGCUGAAAGAGUUUAUUGUCUUCCGGGACGCUUCAUCACUAUCAUCAGUUUCAUCACUGCAGGAAUUCCAGACACGCGACUCCGUUCCGUUACUUUCUGUGUCACGCUGACUUUAGGAUUAGAAGUAAAUCAUGCGAACGCCCUCUUUUAAACUAGACCAAACGGAUGACACACUGCAAAUCACAAUCAAGGCCCCCUUUGCAAAUGUAGCUCAAACGGAGAUAGAUGUCAAUGAAACUGAAUUUAUUUUUUCAUCCUGGCCAUAUUUCUUGAGGUUGCAUUUACCUGGCCCAAUCGAAGAGACGGACUCCUCAAAAGGAAAGUAUGACUUUGACACUGGGUCAUUUUACUUUGAGCUAUCGAAAAAAAACAGAAAUGAAUUCUUCCCACAUUUGGAUCUCAUCGGCAGUUUCCUAGCUCCAAAGACAAACAAGCCCUUAGUUAAACCAAAAAUUGAAGUGCUUUCAAGUGUGAGCAAUGGCUGUGAUAAUGAUGAGUCAGAAAACUCGGACGAAGAGGAGGAUUGGCUCAUGGAACAAACGCUUCCAGAGGAAAGUGAGGCAUUGUUGCCUACAAUCGGUGAAUAUGGAUUUGCAAAUCAAACCAAAGGUGUACUUCACAAAUUCCCCAGUGAAGAACUUGCAGAAAUAUUGGAUCUCUUGAACCCAGACGAAGUAUCUGCUGGUGAAAAAAAAGAAAAGCAGCUGUUGAAAGAGCAAGACGAUUUUAGCGAAGACCACUACCUUGCUGAUUUUAUGGAUCCUCCCGAAGUCCUUGAAACAUUUCUAAGCGCAGUUCCUGAUUGGACUCACAACGAACUAAGUAAAGAACAUUUGGAAUUAUUGAAAGAUCUGGGGAACAAAGAAUAUCUUUUGUCGAAGCAGGAAGAAAAAUCAGUGUUUUUCUCGUUAGUUGACAUCCUUUUUGGUUUUGCGUACGAUCAUCGCACCACGAACGGCACUCCUAGCACGGAAUCAGCAUGGACUAUCAAUAAGCUAUCAGCAACACUUUCAUGGUUAAGAAGUUUCACAAGUUUAAAGGAAGUUACCGUUUCCUGUGUGAGACGCAGUGUCUGUUACCCACUGUAUAGGAAUUGGGAUCUCAGUCUUGUCGUGUUGAAAGACGUUAUCAACAUCCUAACAUCAGGACAAACACAAAUAGUGAAGUGUCUACUUACGGUAUACUCAUUGUUUCUAGAGAGUGAACCUCGGUAUCUCUUAAACCAAUUAUACAUCAAAGAUUACAUAAUUUGGGUACAAAAAGUUCCUGAUGCUAAACUUGCCUCAUUCCGGUCAUCGCUUGAAUUGCUCGAACUAGAGAAAAGCGAUAUUGGGCUCGAGUUGAAGGAAUUAGAAUACGCAGCCCAUCUAACGCAACAAGCUGAUGAAGAGGCCGUAGUGAACAAUAUGGUGAAUUUACAUUUAGACCACGGAGAAACUUCCAGCUCAGCAUAUGAUUCUUCCAGUGACAGUGAAAGCACUUCCAGCUCCUUGAAUGAUUUUUCCAGUGAUAGUGAAAGCACUGAAAGUGAUAGUUCUGUUGACUCUGACGAUUACACUUCCAGCGAGGAAGUAGAUUAAUUCUGCCAGGAAAUAUGCUGUAUUUUUAGGCUAUUUACAAAUUAAGAUCUCGGCUAUCAAGGGUUUAUGAACUCCAAUGACUUAACUGCAUUUAAGUGAAAUCGAAGAAAAAAUGAAAUAAUCACAUUUCACCUCUUUAGAGAGGAAACAAAGUAAGAGCAAUAAGUAGUUGCAUCAUUCCUGUGAAGUAUUCAGAGAUGCAUCGGCAUCAUUCAAGCUGUUUCAAUCAGUUCUCUCAGGAAUUUUGUAAUACUUCCUCCCAUUUGAAAGUAAAUUGUACUUGAAUCAAAUAGACCAUUGAAGAAAAAAUCACUCCCUUUAUUGUGUCUCUAAUUUCAUUAAAAUGCUAUUGAAGAAGAAAUUACUCCCUUCAUCACGCCUCUAAUUUUAGUAAAAUAUUUUUUAUUUCAAUUUUCUUAUAUCAGAGUCAUUUUGUUUGGUUACCAUUUGCAAGAAUACUUGUUCUCUUCUUUUACAUGACUUUAAUUACUUUCUUUAGUGUAGGUACGGGGUGUCAACUGUCAUUAAAAACUGGAGAAACCAGAAAACAUCAGAAAAUCUGAUGUCACCUGGAAAAAUCAGGAAAAUAGGUCAUGGGUCAGGAAAUUCUGAAUGCAUUAAGCAUUUUCCAACUUGGUGCAAAAAAAAGACAAAUUUUAACCCAUCCUUAAAUAAGUUGUCUCGUAAAAUUAAACGACUGUCAGUUUAUUAAGGCAAAAAAUUCGGAAAUAUUUUAUUUAAAAUAUCAAGAAAAUCCAAAAUGGAAUUUUAAUACACCUUGAGGUAUUUCUUCUUUUUUUCUUUGUUGUCUCUGUUAUUUUUUUUUAGUUUUAAUUUAGGCUUUCAAAUUAAUUAUUGCUGAAUUUACUUUUUAGAAUGAAAGAAAAAAUAAUAGCACUCCAAUUUUUAUCGUUCAGUAGUUACGUUUUUCUUCAAUUACGACUGUUUGUUGUUGGUAUUUUCAAGAAUAGCAAAUGCCGGUGCUCAGGAGGUUGUUAGGAACAUUGUUUCAAAUAAUGACGACAUUUGGACUGAAUUUUGCCAUGAGUAACUACAAUUUCUGGCUCAUGGACAAAAACACCUAUCUGCUUAGGGAAAAAAUAGCACUUUUGUUGUUUCUACAAUGAGCCAAAAAUCACUGUUCUUAAUCGCAAAAUCUGGUCUGUUUACCUGGCAUCGAACUCCUUACUUUUCUGCAAGGUGCUUUUAGUGGUGACGUACGUAUCGAUGGUGGAACUCCCAAACCUUGUAUCCCAGUUUUUGACAUCGCAGACUUCCUGUUAUACUUCAUUUUUUAAAUAUAAAACUACUCAGCGUCAAUUCUUGAAAACUGCAUGCUCUUUCCUCUCUUUGCCAAUGAACCCCUGUGAAAAGUUCAUGAAAUGAUAUUGAUUUGUUCUCCUUCCAAAAAUUAAAACGAAAGCAAAGACUUUCAAACACUGCAAAGGUUAUACGUAGACUGGUAAUUUCACCGCUGUUAUGUAUCUUCAUGGAUGACAGUGCAAGACAGCUGAAAAGACGAAGUUAUUCUCUUACACUGUAGGUUGAUUUUUAUUCUACUUUUAUUUCUUUUGGUUUCACAAAUUCAUGAAGUGUUUGCGCACAGUCAGACCUUACUGUGAAUCAUCCUGAGUUCUUUCCUUCAAGGCCAUUGAUUUUUUAAAUAUUUUAUGUGUCCGUUUUCUCAGAGAUUUUUCUGAAUGUAAUUUCUAUCGCAUUGUCAAUAACUGUAAAUUGAGUGGCUCCUUAUUUUCAGCCCUACCAAAGUUGUUGUAAUGAUACUAGUUUUUCCAAUAAUUUUCAACUCAGGGAAAAUGAGAAAGUCCUCACUUUGGCUCCUCAGGAAAAGUGAGGUCAACAAUGAUGCUUACCAUGAAAAAUAGGAUGAUUUAUAUUCUGUGCAAUCAUGCAAAAAAAAAAAAAAAGACAUGGGGAAAAAAAGUUGUUUUGGAAAUUUGUUUGUCAUCCAUUUAGUCACUCAGAUUUAUCGUUCUCUUUUCAGAUAAAGUUAAUUGUUGAAGCAAGUGUGGCAGAGUAGACUAAUUGAAUGCAUACCUCUUCUUUAUAUGUUUUUAUAGAUUUUUUUUAUUUGAAUAAAUAUUUCAUUUUUGUGUA